GCAGCUACCACACACACACACCACGCUCACCUGGCUUACAGCACACCCAGCUCAACAGCAUACAACACACCCAGUGUACAGGUAUAUACACCUGGUUGGUGGCACACCUGUGGAAAGCUGGCAUCACUCUGACCUGGGAAGCACGCUGAAGCUGAGGGGAGACAUGGAGGUGGGAAGCUCGAUGCUGGACGACAUGGCGAGGCUGCAGCUCCGAUUCCUCGAGAAGAGGUUGGAGCAAGAAGCACAAGAUGAGGACGAUGUUCCUGAUGAUUCAAGUCGACCCGAAAGCCCAGAGCCAGGAGCUCCGGUGGCACGAAGGGCACUGCACAGUGCACUACAGCGGCGCUCCGAGCUCCUCCGUGACUUGCGAGAUCACGAGAUGCUGCGGGAGAUGCCCCGGCCACGCACGUGGGGCGGAGGCUCCGGCUACCGGCGCUACCGCAGCCUGGAGCCGCUGGAGAUGCCCUACUCCCAGUUCCAUCCGAUGGAGGCUCACGAGCAUAUGGGCUACCACCCUCCGCCGCAGCAGCAGCAGCAGCCGCAGCAGCAGCAGAUCCUGUACCAUCACACGCAGGAGUCGAUGCCUCCUGAGCAUCAGCAGCCACGCAUCAUCCACCAAACGAUGCCCGGACCUCCAGCCACAAUCAUCCAGCAGCUCCCACCGCAGCAGCCGCUCAUCCACCACAUCGCAGCCGCCUUGCCGGCACAGGCCCCGCCACAACAGCGCGGCAGCAUCAAGGAAGACAUGGUGGAGAUGAUGAUGUUCCAGAACGUGCAGAUGCACCAGAUAAUCAUGCACAACAUGAUGCUCAACGCCUUUCAGCCGCACGGUCUGGGCCCCCCUUCGACACCGGCUGCCGCGCAGGAGCCCACCGUGCCGGCAAUGAGGUUCGACAAGCAGAGGCAGUCGUCGGUCCACCACCACCACUACCCGCCGCCGAUGCUGCCGCCCCUGCCCGCGAUGCCUCCGAUGCCCAUGUGGCCGGCGCCACCCAUGGCCCCACUACCGCCGCCACCGCAGCCACCGCCCCGGCCUCCGUCGGCGAAUCUCCCACCGAUAAUCCACCACACGAUGGGCGCGACGCGCAAUGUGGCUCCGACGCAUACUGUAGUAGACGCCAGGCCAUCCCACCACCUCCACCACCAAGCGCCACUGGGACUGUAGGCGCCAACGUCUUGCCAGCACAAGAAUAUUACGACUUCUCGCAAGAUUGACAGCAGCAACAGCAGCCCAAAUCACCAAGCCCAGAGUUGCCUCAAGCCUGCGACAGGGCGACGAUGCAACAGCGACGCACGCUGGCUCAGUGGCCGCCCCACGUGCAGCGGGACACUCGACAGCCGAACAUAAUCUCCGUCUUACCCUUGUUGUCAAACACACAUUCCACCUUGAUAAUAGUUUUUUUACCCUUCUAUCUGGCAACAAAACCGACACCUUUUUUACAAGGAGUCAUGUUUGCAUAGACCACAAUACCUGCAGUCAUAAUGCAAACAAAAAACAUAACUCUGAUAAUGUAUGCACUGUCCUUGAAGUUGAUUGGUCCACACCCGAGACAGCUUUCCUUAGAGCCUAGUCUCACAUGGUGUUGGACCAGAUGACGCCAAAAGGCGCACAACUCAAAGACAAUGCACCAUCAGAGUAUGAGAGCUCGGGGUAAGCAUUUACACCAUUGGAACCGCAUUUGCCAGUCAAAAAUAUGAUAAUUGUUGUUUUUGACCCUUCUAUCUGGCAACAAAACUGACACCUUUUUUUUUAUUCCACCUUGGCGCGAGUAAAACAAUGUCAAAACGUGCCCGCGCUGUGCGCGCCUGCAUGCGCGUGCGCAGACUUUACACAUGCCAACAACGUGCAGCUCUUCCCUGGGCCUUCCGCCAGCUGCUCGGCUCCACACAUUCCCGUUCAGCUGUAUUUUCUUCUCAUUUUUAUAACCCUCCUCAAUUUGCCCCAGUAUUAUUGUUGUUCUUCCCCACCUGGUACCUCUCCGUUAAUUGACAACGUACAUCCGUGCAGUUAUUAUUUAUCCCCGUCACCCAUCAUUACGCACCUCCGAUUAACACGGUUGGCUACGCAUGGUGCGAAAGAAGUUCAACAUGCGUACAUUCGACACUUUUUUUUCUUCCACGCGCCCUACAACUCUCCGUGAUUUGCCGACACGCCUGCCCGUUAUCCCUUAUUACUCACACUCGCCUCUUAUUAUAUCGGUCGCUAUAUUUGUAUGGAACACAAUUUUGCUAGGCUCACUCGCUCGAAACACAUUCCUGCAGAGGGAGCUGGUAGGAACGUUGGGUUGCUCGGGCAAUGGCCAGGGUCAACGGCGGCGUGGUGUAUUCCGCAAAUAUGGCCGACUGUGAGGGUGGGCACAAGCCGGCGUGAGUAGGUUAAACGUUGAGUUUUAUAAGGGCACCACGGGGUGAUCAGCCCCUCCCCACCCAGCCCCACCACCUCCCACCCCCCACCCAGCUCCACCCAGCCCCUCCCCACCCAGCCCCUCCCCACUCUCCCCACCCAGCCCCUCCCCACCCAGCCCUUCCCCACCCACCCCUCUCCACCCACCCCUCCCAUUUUUGGAUGCACGACGGACGGACACAAUAAUCCCCUGUGGGCUGGUAGAACCAGGUGGUUCCUACCGGUAUAAUCAUGAUAUCUAACGACCUACCUCGGAUGAGCUGAGAACAGAACGCUGCUGUCUGGCGGUAGUGACGCGCGGCGUCGGCUGCAUCACACAUUUGCCAAGAAUCACACCGACUGCGCACGUUUUCUCGGUUGUGCUGUUACGACUCUCUAAUGUGUUGUCCGGGCUGUAGCGCUGUGUGUUGUUUAGCACGGUGCCUGUGACGUUUCGCUCCUAAUGCACGUGCAGCAAUAUGGCAGACAAUGCCAAACAGCACGCGGUGCGUCUGGGAAAAAAACGCAUCUGAAAAUAACCCUUGUCGGGUUUUUAUAUCGUGAAAAUAUUCAAAAACCGUGUGGUUACCAACCGAUGCAACUUUUUCCAUAAAAAAAAGAUCACUUCAGGGAACGGAACUUUUUUUGCAAUAGGGUGGAUUGUCGACUCUGACUUUUCAAUUGCUCCGGAAAUUACCCAACCACUUAAUCGGCAUGUAUAUGUUGCGGGUUUGCUCUCCAACACACCAGUUAGUGCUAAAGUACUAAUUGGCACAUUUUGUUUAAGUGAUACACCUUUUUCGAUUUAAAGCUUUCGUGACUGCAGGGAUUCAUCUUCUUGGUUCUUUCGGUAAAGUCACGUAGAUA
Messenger RNA from Lethenteron reissneri (Far Eastern brook lamprey), 3250 nucleotides. RefSeq lists its product as uncharacterized. NCBI's taxonomy places the organism in Eukaryota, Metazoa, Chordata, Hyperoartia, Petromyzontiformes, Petromyzontidae. The record is from RefSeq and is a predicted model, not a curated record.